GAAGAGAUGCAUUGUAUGCUUUAUUGUAUGCUGAACUGGGAAAUAGAAGGAGUCGAUGACGAAGUUAGAUUCAUCUUUAUGUUUCGCAGGCAUGGAUAAUGUUGGCUGCUGAAGGAGUGUCAUGAUCAAGCUAGGGUGUUAGAACAGUUAUACUCUGCAUUAAUUCAACAAGAUGCCACCAAGGAGCCUACAUAUUGCAUCUCGAUGCAAUGGUACGACAGCCGAUGGUUUAACCUUCUUAUACGGUAUAGAAGGAGAGGUGGUAGAUUCGGUUGAGACAUGUCUAAUUAAUACUACGUUGGGUGGUUCACCAAUUGGACGUGCGGUAUGCGUGAAAGACACGGCAUCGGGAGAAUUGAUUUGGAACAUCACCAUUAACGAUUGCGGGCCGAGUAGAGAGACGAGCGAGAUACUAGUCGACAUUACUCGGGACGGAGUAACGAACGAGACGGUGAUUGAUGUGCUAGAGAUUGUAGUGGAGAUCACUGAUACGGACAUAGACGAAGACGAUAUCGACAACAUAGCUUCCAUUAUCAGCAGCAGUACUGAUCUCGGAAGUGGAGAUCCUAUGAUCACUAAUUUAACGACCACCAUCAUCAGUGACAUCAUAGAUGUAUACGAGGAGAACCCUUCCAACCUCGAGGAGAGUACAGAGGCAUUCACAGAAAUCUUGAUGAGUCUCGAAACACAACUCGACAACAUUGACACUUCAGAUGGUCAACCCUUUAUGGCAUUAAAAAGGAACUUAGCUGUACAGGUGUCGAGUGUCAGACCGACCGACUUCGCUUCUGGGUUGACCAUAUCUGCUAGUAGUACAUCCGACGAUCUUAGAGACUCGAACAUCACACUCAACAGCGGAGACAGCGGCUUAGAUCGUAGACAAGACAACAUGGCUGAAACUCGUGUUGACAUCCCUCCUGGUGUGCUGAACGACCGCGCCGACGAUGACGAGGGCUCGUCAGAGGUGCGUCUGGCCCUUACCGUUUUCAGGACUUCGUCGCUGUUCAGUUCGGCGCGUGUCCGCGAGACGAACUCCGGGCAGAACAGUUUCAACCGGUCUGUGAACUCGUUAAUUGUAGGCUUGGCCAUCGGAGGAAGGGAGACAACGAAUCUAAUAGAAGAUAUCGUUUUUCACUAUACACCUCUUCAGCCAGGGUUCGAAAAUCCCGAGUGUAAUUUUUGGGACUUUGAGGACAAUGAUUGGUCACAAAGGGGGUGUCGAAGGAUUACGUCAUCAGAUGACACAGAAGAGAUUACAUGUAGCUGCGACCAUCUUACAAAUUUUGCUGUAUUAAUGGACAUUUAUGCUGAACGUGUUGAGGCAUUAAGGGUUAUAAGUAUCAUCGGAUGUACAAUAUCUAUCGUGUGUAUAAUCAUUAUACUGAUCACCUAUCUAUCAAAUAAAAACCUUCACAAACACCAGUCGCAGAAGAUCUUUUUAUGUCUUUGCGGUACCCUUCUCUGUCUCUAUAUCACCUUCCUGAUCAUGACCGCCUUGGACCGCCAUCCCGAUCACCGGGAGGUCGAACCCGUUCCCUGUGGCAUCCUUGCCGCUCUCGUUCAUUUCUUCACCCUCUCUUCCCUGGCUUGGAUGGGCGUUGAGGGCGUCAACACCUAUCUCAUCGUCGUGCGCGUCUUCGAUGCCUACAUCCCUCGAUUCAUGCUCAAGGCCGGGCUCGUAGCAUGGGGAGGAUGCGGUCUGGUCGUCCUAAUAACCGGGCUUGCAGCCAUGGGAAAUUAUGCAGAAUCCGACUACUGUUUUCUUCAGAGGUGGCCAGCCAUCGGCGGUCUCCUUAUUCCAAUAGCUCUCAUCCUUCUCGCCAACAUCAUCAUCUUCGGCCUUGUCGUCCGCCGCUUGUUCAAAUCCGCCAAUGUCGGCUCCAAACGCGACUCGAUUCCGAACAACCGCAAGGCUUCUAACGAACGCGUCAAGAACGCAAUCAGCCUCCUCAUUCUGUUCGGCUUAACCUGGGUGACCGGUUACCUGACCUUGAUAAACACCACCAGCCAAGUCAUCCAGACACUCUUCAUUGUCUUCAACUCUCUUCAGGGCUUCUUCAUCUUCGUCCUCUACUGUGCAAAGAACCCAGCAGUGCGGGCGUAUUGGGCCAGGAUGUGCGGAUGCGGCAGAAACUCGCCAAAGGACAGUACCAGUUCCCAUACAGGAAGACGAACAAGUCACAUUAGCUCCUCGACCAACAUGCAUGAAUAUUCGUCCUCUAUUACGCGUUUCUCCCAGGUCGGAAAGGACGAAGAUCCGAAGAAUCCGGCAUCGAAUGAGAACCAGACUGGCGUUCAUGACAACCAGGCCUACGAGGAGAUUGAAGAAGUGUCCGAUCCGACCGGAAAGUAUCCCGGGAAGACUUCAAACGACCAGUCAGCUGUUGGUCCAACCUACGAGGUAAUCGAGUAAGGCAGUGCUGCUGACCCAGCCUAUGAUUAUCCCACCCUUGAAAAACUAAGUUUGCAAUAUGGCACUGUUUUACAAAAUAUCAUAAUUUUCCUACACGAAAUAUGCACAAUAUUGUUAUUUUUUUUAAGGGAACAUACUGAAUUGUCAAGAAAAGAACGAACGCAUUAAAUUCUUGCAUCAUAAUAUUUA
Molecule: messenger RNA, 2602 nt
Organism: Lytechinus pictus (painted urchin)
Lineage: Eukaryota; Metazoa; Echinodermata; Echinoidea; Temnopleuroida; Toxopneustidae
Product: adhesion G-protein coupled receptor G6-like
Exons: 13
Coding region: 173-2413 (746 amino acids)
Biological process (GO): cell surface receptor signaling pathway; G protein-coupled receptor signaling pathway
Cellular component (GO): membrane
Molecular function (GO): G protein-coupled receptor activity
Source: RefSeq, a predicted model, not a curated record